Punctularia strigosozonata HHB-11173 SS5 is the source of this 933-nucleotide messenger RNA. Its product is annotated as Metallo-hydrolase/oxidoreductase. Lineage: Eukaryota; Fungi; Basidiomycota; Agaricomycetes; Corticiales; Punctulariaceae. Bases 1 to 933 code for a protein of 310 amino acids. The record is from RefSeq and is a predicted model, not a curated record. Gene Ontology annotation, biological process: glutathione metabolic process; hydrogen sulfide metabolic process. The transcript has 5 exons. Gene Ontology annotation, molecular function: sulfur dioxygenase activity.
AUGAGCGACCUGCCCGAGUCCUUCACAAGUCUUUCCCCGGAUAGUCCCUCGGUCCACGCCUUCUUUGAGCACGCAACCUCCACAUGGCAAUAUAUCGUUGCAGAUCCUUCCACCUCUCAUGCAGUCAUCAUUGACCCUGUCCUGGAUUACGACCCUGCAUCUGGGAAUAUCUCGACGACUACGGCGGAGACGCUACUGACCUUCAUCCAGGGCAACGGUCUCAAGGUUCAAAGGAUACUUGAAAGUCAUGCACACGCCGACCACCUCUCCUCGUCACAGUACUUGAAACGACGCUUGGAGGUUCCCGGCUCCCUGAUUCCGAUAUGCAUUGGCGCGCGUAUCGAGCAGGUCCAGCACACCUUUGCCACAGUGUACGGACUCGACCCUUCGGUAUUCUUGGAAAGUUUCGACAUCUUCCUGGAGGACGAAGAAGAGUUCCGGCUAGGCGAACUCGCUUGUCGGGUGAUGCACCUGCCUGGUCAUACCCCUGACCACGUUGGAUACCUCAUCGGCGACUCAGUGUUCUGUGGAGACUCUAUAUUCUUGCCUGAUGUAGGAUCUGCCAGAGUCGACUUUCCGGGCGGAAACGCGCACGCCCUGUAUAUGUCUAUGAACCGUCUGCUAUCUCUUCCUGAUCGCCAUCGUAUCUUCGUCGGACACGACUACCCUCCCAAAGGGCGUGCACCACGUCCAUGCGCAACAGUAGAGGAACAACGACGGGAGAAUAAGCACUGCAAGAUCGGUAUAUCUGAAGACGAGUUCGUUGCUUUCAGACAAGCAAGGGACGCUAUCCUAGGUUCCCCGAGGCUCUUGCAUCAAUCUAUUCAGGUGAACGUACGGGCUGGAAAGCUCCCCGCUCCCGAUCCCCAGGGCAGAGCAUUCCUCAAGAUACCUCUAAGGAACGGCUCCGCUAUCCCAUCAACAUCUGUCUGA